AUGGCACAGACAAAGGAAGAUCAACAAAAGCACGCAUAUGCUGCUACGCUGCAGCGACUCGAGCGCAUCCGCAACCACCUUGAUACUCGUCCUCGUUCGGGUCGUCUUGCGGGCAAAGUGGCCAUCAUCACCGGCUGCGGCAGUCUCUCGGGUAUUGGGCGAGCUACAGCGCUUCAGUUUGCACACGAAGGCGUCAAGCACAUUUACGUAUGCGAUAUCGACGAUGAGAAUCUUCCUUUGCUCAAAGAAACCAUUGCCAAACGAUAUCCUGAUGUCAAAUGCACCGCCAUCGCCUCUGAUGCCGCCGAAGAAGCUUCUGUUACCAGCAUUAUCGACCAAGCCGUGGCUGACAAUGGUCACUUGGACAUUUUCUUUGCCAACGCCGCUCGUGCCACCGGCGCACCUAUCACCGCAACCGACGUGGAAGACCUCGAAACCACGCACCACAUCAACGUCACCUCUUGCUUCCUCGCUUGCAAAUACGCCUCGCAAGCAAUGCUCAAAACUCACCCUAAGCAUAAACCCGAACCCAGCGGUUCCAUCAUCAUGACCGCCUCGGUAGCCGGGAUCCGAUCCGGUGCCGGAAGCGUCGAUUACUCGGCCAGUAAAGCCGCUGUUAUCAGCUUGGCACAGACGACAUCCUGGCAGCUGCAGAGAACCAAUAUCAGGGUGAAUGCGGUCUGCCCAGGUCUGAUCGAAACAGGAAUGACCAUGCCCACGUUUGAAAUGGCAAGGGAAAGAGGUACGGCAGGUAAGAUCGGUCAGCUCAACCCAACCGCAAGGUACGGUGUCGCCGCCGAGAUCGCUAACGCUGUCACAUUCCUGGCUUCGGAUGAAGCAACGUAUGUCAACGGUGUCGCGCUGCCAGUAGAUGGUGGCUUGCAGGCGAGCUUGCCGGUCGUUCCCGGCAAGUUUCACUAG
This is a messenger RNA of Mycosarcoma maydis (corn smut), 921 nucleotides long. RefSeq lists its product as uncharacterized. NCBI's taxonomy places the organism in Eukaryota, Fungi, Basidiomycota, Ustilaginomycetes, Ustilaginales. The transcript is spliced from 2 exons. The record is from RefSeq and is a predicted model, not a curated record. The coding region runs from base 1 to 921 and encodes 306 amino acids. Gene Ontology annotation, molecular function: oxidoreductase activity.